ACUCCACUGUUGUCUGCCUCCGCGAGGGCAUUGGGACCCCAAAGAGCUCGCAGAUAUGAAUUGGGUCACAUGGGCAUCCGUCCCAAUUCUCAUCUUCGGCCUAUGGAUCUACACAGCACAACUCAGCCAGUCCUUUCCCACGCUGAAGGGAAAGCGGAUAUGCCUCUUAAUCGCCCACCCGGACGACGAAGCUAUGUUCUUCGCGCCUACACUGCUUGCGCUGGCGAAGCCGGAAUUGGGAAAUCACAUCAAGAUACUGUGUCUGAGCAGUGGCAACGCAGACGGCCUCGGCUCAAUCCGCAAGAAAGAGCUCAUAAAAAGCGGUCUCCAGCUCGGAUUACGAGGAGAAGACGACAUCCUCAUAAUCGACGACCCAAACUUCCCCGACUCGAUGACCACAACCUGGCACCCGCGCCUCAUCGCCGACCUCCUCACGCAAAUGUUCGCCCCCGGCAUGUCCCGCACCCCCUCCACCUCCCCCCCGGUCUCCACCAUCGACGUCCUCCUCACCUUCGACCGCUCCGGCAUCUCCGCCCACCCCAACCACAUCUCCCUGCACGCGGGCGCACACACCUUCCUGCGCGCGCUCAUGCACCGGCACGCCGGGUGGACAUGUCCCAUAAAGCUCUACACGCUCACCUCCGUGUCCAUCCUUCGGAAAUACCUCAGCGUGCUCGACACCCCCGCCACGAUAAUCCUAUCGAUGAUGACGGGUGCGCAGAAGCGGGAAGUGGGGGAGUACCCGACGCCCUUAUUGUAUGUGAGCGGCCCGGGGGGGUAUCGGACGGCGCAGGGCGCCAUGACGCGCGCGCACGCGAGCCAGAUGCGGUGGUUCCGGUGGGGGUGGAUUGGGGUGGGGCGGUAUAUGGUUGUGAAUGAUUUGGUGCGGGAGAAGACUAUAUGAAUGUGUAGAUCCCCAAGCUCGUUGGUGGGGUAGAGACCGGGAUAUCGUGGAUGGAGGGAGCUGCUCGAG
This is a messenger RNA of Mytilinidion resinicola, 973 nucleotides long. RefSeq names its product phosphatidylinositol glycan class L. Gene Ontology annotation, biological process: GPI anchor biosynthetic process. Gene Ontology annotation, molecular function: N-acetylglucosaminylphosphatidylinositol deacetylase activity. The transcript is spliced from 3 exons. NCBI's taxonomy places the organism in Eukaryota, Fungi, Ascomycota, Dothideomycetes, Mytilinidiales, Mytilinidiaceae. The record is from RefSeq and is a predicted model, not a curated record. Gene Ontology annotation, cellular component: endoplasmic reticulum. The coding region runs from base 56 to 904 and encodes 282 amino acids.